Molecule: messenger RNA, 690 nt
Organism: Histoplasma capsulatum G186AR
Lineage: Eukaryota; Fungi; Ascomycota; Eurotiomycetes; Onygenales; Ajellomycetaceae
Product: DUF858 domain-containing protein
Exons: 1
Coding region: 1-690 (229 amino acids)
Biological process (GO): N-terminal protein amino acid methylation
Cellular component (GO): cytoplasm
Molecular function (GO): N-terminal protein N-methyltransferase activity
Source: RefSeq, a predicted model, not a curated record
AUGGACUUGCAGCCAGACUCCCAUAUCGAUCAAGCGGCCUCCAUCAAUUACUGGAAUUCAGUUCCCGCCACCGCUGAUGGCAUGCUUGGCGGCUACCCCCAAAUCUCCUCCAUUGACCUUCGUGGCUCAUCGGCCUUUCUCGCAAAAGUCCGUCGAUUGAUUCCAUCCAGCGGCUCGGGGAAGGUUGUGCUGGGCGUCGACUGUGGCGCUGGCAUUGGUAGAGUCACUGAGGGCUUUCUAAGCAGAAUAUGCGAAACCGUCGACAUUGUGGAGCCGGUUGAAACAUUCGUCGACGUCCUCAAACGCGGGAAGUCCUACCAGGAUGGCAAAAUUGGCGACAUCUACAUCACGGGCAUUCAGAGUUGGACACCAACCAAGCGCUAUGAUUUGAUCUGGACACAGUGGUGCACGAAUCAUCUCACCGAUGUACAGCUGGUGGAAUAUCUCGUCCGGUGCAAGGGCGCGCUUUCUGAGAGGGGUUUACUGAUUCUGAAGGAAAAUACCAAUUCGGACACUGCAAAUGACUACUAUGAUGCAGUAGAUAGCACGGUGACUAGAACUGAAAAUAAAUUUUUAAAAUUAUUUUCGGAGGCAGGGCUCAAAGUGCUGAGAUCAGAGGAACAAAGUGGGAUGCCACAGAGGCUGCACUUAUUGCCGAUUAGGCUCUGGGCUCUGCGGCCAGCGACUUGA